AUGUCAAUCUUUGCAGCAUAUGUAGACCCCAAGAUCGUCCAAGUUGACAACCUCAACUACGACACCCUCGCCACAAUCUACUUCCAACGGACAACCGUCAUCAUCAGUGAACUGGUUCUAUUUUGGGCUUUGCAGAGGAUGCUGGUCGCCAUGGGGAACAGACCUUUGCAGAAGAUCAUCAAUUGGUCGUUGAUGCUGAACCCAGGCCUGUUAAUGGUCGAUAAUAUGCAUUUCCAGUAUAAUGGCUUCUUGUAUGGUAUCCUGGUCCAUUCCCUCGUCGAUGCCAAGCAGGCAAGUUCCUUCUCUUCAGAGAUUACGUCGACGCGUUUUGGCAAGCUGUUGCGGUCAGGAAUUUUGUUUGCGGCGCUUCUCAACUUUAAGCACAUCUACCUCUACAUUGCGCCUUCUUACUUUGCCUUCCUCCUUCGCGCCUACUGCUUCGAGAACUCUGGAAACAGCAUCAGAGCGCGAUCAUGGAUUUCAGCGUUCAGACCUUUGAAUUUUGUGGCAUUGGGCGUCAGUGUGAUUGCAAUCUUUGCUGCGUCGUUGGGCCCUUUUGUCGCCAUGGACCAAUUACCCCAACUCGCAGGACGUUUGUUCCCCUUCAAGCGCGGACUUACCCACUCGUACUGGGCUGCCAACUUUUGGGCUCUGUACUCGUUUGCCGACAGGAUCAUGAUCGUCUUGGUCUCCAAGACUCCUCUCGGACAGUACUUCAACCUCGCUCUGGAUGAAUCAGCCCUCUCAGCAACCACUCGUGGAUUGGUCGGCGACACUGCAUUCGGCGUCUUGCCCACCGUGACAGCUCAACAUACCUUGAUCUUGACGGUGUUGCUGCAGAUCCCCAGUUUGAUCUCUGUGUUCAGGAAACCCACUUUUGACAGAUUCAUUGGAUCAGUGGUCUUGUCGGCAUUUGCAUCGUUCUUGGCUGGAUGGCAUGUUCAUGAGAAGGCAAUAUUGCUGUGCACGGUGACCAUGAGUGUUGCGAUUGCCAACCAGGUCGGAGCCAGCCCCAACUCGGGAGUCAAUGCUGGAGCCUUCUCGACUUCGGACCAGAAGGGGUCAUCGGCUCUUACACCCCGGGAUGUUCGUGCGUUUAUGAUUGUCAGUCUUGCGGGAUAUAUCGGCCUCUGGCCCCUCUUCUUCACUCGUCCCGAAACCCCGAUCAAGGUGCUGAUCACGGCGAUCUGGUUUGUGGUCGUCGGCAGUGGGCUGGACCAAUGCAUACCCAAGCAGCCCAAAUCGAACGACACUCUUUUGUCGAGCAAAUCGAUGUUGCGUUACUUCUCUCUCUUGGAGCGUCUUUAUGUGUUUGGGUGUAUCCCCGUACAGAUUUAUGUCAACAUUGUCCACGAGGCCGUGUUUGGCCAGGACAGGUUGGCGUUCUUGCCAUUGAUGAUGACCUCGGUCUAUGCGGCUGUAGGGGUUGUCUAUGGCUGGUUGCUGUACUCUGCUACUUAUUUCUCCUCAAGCAAGGCGCUCGAUAAGAAGAAGACGCGUUAA
Messenger RNA from Linnemannia hyalina, 1503 nucleotides. The record is from the annotation of a GenBank genome assembly. Lineage: Eukaryota; Fungi; Mortierellomycota; Mortierellomycetes; Mortierellales; Mortierellaceae.